Molecule: messenger RNA, 1211 nt
Organism: Porites lobata
Lineage: Eukaryota; Metazoa; Cnidaria; Anthozoa; Scleractinia; Poritidae
Source: the annotation of a GenBank genome assembly
AUGGCAUAUUAUAUCCAGGAAAUAUUAAGGUACAUUUUGGGGCUCUUUUUUUCACUUCUACCCACAGUGUAUCACGUAAGAGUAAGAACCUCUCCAUUUGGUGACGCUGACACGGAUGCAAAUGUAUGGAUCAAAAUACAUGGUAACAACGGCGUCACAGAUCAAAUAAAACUGGAUAACCCAAACAGAGAUGACUUCGAGGUGAACAGGUACCUGACUUCCUCUAUUCAGUCUCCAGGGGCUUAUGGAGCGUUUUUACUCACGUGGCUAACAGCCAUAUUUAAAACAUAUUGGUACAAAAGAAAGCGUAAAAAAAAUUUCUUUUUAAUUGUAAUUUGCUGUUUGCCCACGUAGCACUUAGGAGUUCUUGAGAACUCGUUGAAUUGUGUCCGUGCGUUCCAGAUCGAAUUGGAAUUUGGAAGUGUUGGUUUUUUUGGGUGAGAACGAACAACAAACUCAACCCACAUAUGAUGUCGACGCCGGGAUCUGAACCCGGGCAACAUUGGUGGGAGGCGAGUGUUCUCACUACUACGCCUACGCGCUCGUUUACAUGCCACAGGACCGGUUUGGGGCACCAAUAUGGCCACCGUUUUAUCGUUUGGGACACCAAGAUGGCGGAAGUGACGUCAUGUGGAAUUCAGAGUUUCCGUACAGGAGUUAUAUUUAAAAGGAAAGGGCUAGUUGUGAGGCUGAGGGCUUCGGAAGUUUUUUUUUUUUCUUGUUUCCCACAAGCAAUUAAAAUAGGUUCCAUGAUAUUAAAUUUCAUCAAAUAUAAGAAGUUGCCGCUACCUAUUCACCAGACUAUAAUUAUAAAAAAUUAAAACUUGAAACAAAAGGAGCAAACACAAAGAAACAAACAAUCGCAAAAAAGCGUGGAGACGGUAUAGGAAAAUGUCACUCAAAACUACCUUUAUCCUCUAUUUUCGAAUCAUUAUAAUACGCUUUUUUUGUACCCCCUCCCCCCAAACGUUGCAUAAUCUAUUGCUUUUAAAUGCUCCAUACUACCAAGAGCAUCAGUUUGACAAUAAUAACUUAUGCAAAAUGUGGGGAUAUUGGAAAAAGAACUUAUAUUUCAACUUUUUACUUUUUAUUGUAGUGAGGACGAUUUCACUGUCGAAGGUAGAGACGUAGGACGCGUGAAAGGUGUAGAAAUUUACCGAGAUACCUCUGGCUGGGGAGAUGGUUGGCAUCUUGAGUCAGUGAGUUACUAA